Brettanomyces nanus is the source of this 942-nucleotide messenger RNA. RefSeq lists its product as uncharacterized. NCBI's taxonomy places the organism in Eukaryota, Fungi, Ascomycota, Pichiomycetes, Pichiales, Pichiaceae. The coding region runs from base 1 to 942 and encodes 313 amino acids. The record is from RefSeq and is a predicted model, not a curated record. The transcript has a single exon.
AUGUUUGGUCAGCACGGCUUCAAUAACACUUCAAGUCCGUUUGGGGGAUCAGCUGCUUCGAAUCCAUUUGGAGGAUCAGCUGCCCCGAGUUCGUUAGGGGGAUCAACCGCCCCAAAUCCGUUUGGAAGCAACUCAGCAUCUCCAUUUAGCACUCAGAAUCCGGUCGCAUCUUCGUUUGGCCAAGCAGCAUCUCCAUUUGGCCAAUCCGGAUUUGGUCAACAUGGUUUUGGACAGUCCGGGCAGUCUGGUCCAACUGGACAGGCCGGUCAAAAUCCAUUUGGCUCCUCGGCAUUCAAUAAAUCCGCUUUUGGGAACUUUGCUCAAUCUACAACCCAGUCAACUUCACCAUUUGCUACAUUGAUGUCUCAAUCCAACGGAAAGUCUACACCUACGGCGUCUACGGCAUUCGGUUCGAAUGCGUUUCAAAGCACGGGGGGUGCUGCCUUUGGGGGCUCAGGAGGCGCCUCUAAGUCUGCUUUUGGAGCAUCAAGCUCUCCGUUUGGGGCAGCUACGUCUACCGGUGGUGCUCAGCCUGCGUUUGGAGCGUCAAGCUCUCCGUUUGGGACAGCUACGUCCGCUGGUGGUGAUCGGCCUACGUUUGGAGCGUCAAGCUCUCCGUUUGGCGCAGCUACGUCCGCUGGUGGUGCUCAGCCCGCUUUUGGAGCGUCAAGCUCUCCGUUUGGGGCAGCUACGUCUACCGGUGGUGCUCAGCCCGCUUUUGGAGCGUCAAGCUCUCCGUUUGGGGCAGCCACGUCCACUGGUGGUGCUCAGCCUGCCUUUGGAGCAUCAAGCUCUCCAUCUGGCACUUUCAAACAAGCACCUGUCGAUGACCCACCUACUGAAAAGAACUCCCUCUCUCAAGAGAUCCUCAACUACUUUAAAGCAGACUCCUUUCAACUUGGUAAGGUACCCGAUAUUCCUCCUCCUCUAGAAAUGUGCUGA